AUGGGUGGCUCUAUUGAUGCAAGCUUUCUCGAUCGCAUGUGGCUCCCACGGCCUGACAUCACGCAAGAGGACGCAAAAGCAAUUCUUCUCAAGCACUACGACCUUUCCGGAGAUGUAGAAGAACUUGUUAGUCAGCAAGACCGCAACUAUCUCAUAGUACAUGGCGCGGAAAGUUAUGUUCUUAAGAUUUGCCUAGCGGAAUAUGCGCUCACCGAACUCGAGGCACAGAUUUCGGCAUUCCAACAUCUUCGUACCAAGGCUGGUGUGCCACGAGUACCGAGCAUCCUACCAACCACCGAAGGCGGUUCCAUUAUUCUGGUAGAAAUCAGAGGACGAAAAUACCGGGCACGUCUUCUCGAGCACCUUGAAGGAGAGCCGGUGAUCGAGGAACACAGUCUCUCUCAGGAAUUGAUACGUGCUCUUGGGGCUUUAGCCGCAAGUCUUACGCUUGGUCUUCGCGAUUUUGCGCAUGCAGGUCUCAAUCGUAGCCUGCAAUGGGAUUUGCGCAAUGCUGGUGCAGUAGCGGACCACCUACUUUCGUCAGUUCAAGACGAUGAGCGACGUAGCCGCAUGUCUAAGGGAAUGAACACCGCCCUCACGCGACUGAAGCCUUUGGAGAAAGAGCUGCGAAUUCAGACAGUCCACCACGAUCUUACUGGCGAUAAUAUCCUAUGCCGCAAAGACCAAUCCGGUGCAUCUAUACCAGAUGCUGUCAUCGAUUUUGGCGACAUCACGCGAGGCUGGCUGGUGAGCGACCUGGUUGUCCUCUGCGCCUGGUUGCUUCAGUACAACGAACAGGAUAUUCUGUCAGUUCUUCCAGCAAUCACAGCGUAUCAUGAACUUUGUCCUCUGAACGAUGCCGAACUCCGGGCAUUUUGGCCACUGGUCAUUGUUCGCUCUGUCGUUCUGCUUGCUAGCAGCGAGCAGCAGCUUUCAGUGGAUCCUGCAAACAGUUAUGCUUGUCGGGACCUCGAAACUGAGCGAAGUGUCUUCGAGCGAGUGACAAGUGUCGAUGCGGAUCUGAUAUAUACCAAUAUUAUAGAAGCACUCGUGGGAGCUGCAGAUUAGGGAGAAGAACAUGCAAAUUACUUGUAGAAGCAGAUUGUCUCUGAAUGUAGGUUCCCUACGAUGGGUUCUGGUCGAAGAGAAGUUGCCAUAUGUAUAAGAGCUGGUGAAUUCCGAUAUCUUCCUAUCAGGU
This is a messenger RNA of Paraphaeosphaeria sporulosa, 1198 nucleotides long. RefSeq names its product APH-domain-containing protein. The record is from RefSeq and is a predicted model, not a curated record. The coding region runs from base 1 to 1068 and encodes 355 amino acids. NCBI's taxonomy places the organism in Eukaryota, Fungi, Ascomycota, Dothideomycetes, Pleosporales, Didymosphaeriaceae. Gene Ontology annotation, molecular function: amino acid kinase activity. The transcript has a single exon.